AUAAGAUAUCACUUGGCUGCCUAGAGGAGGAUGGGUCGUUGUGUUGCGUAGUAGGAAGGAAGGUUGUUUCAUUGGUGGCAGGAAUUGUUUUUUAAUCUUAUGAGAGAAAACGGUAUGAUGAUGAGUGACACCGGUUCACGUUGGUACGUGCACUGUGCAAGCACAUUGAUGGAAAAUGUCAGGACUAAGUGUACGAGCUGUGACAAUGAGUUGUGAUCCUAGUAGUUGUCCUCGUUUGAUAAAAGAGUCCUUGUCGGGCACUUAUCCCUUUCCUGGUCGUUUGCGUUGGUAUUCGAUAACGCCGGUCCCUCGACACGGUCAACCGUGGAAUGGCAGCAGCCUUAAAAAAGAAUAAUUCACGUAGAAGGUUGGCCGCCUUAACGUUUCUUUCGAACAUCUCCCUCGAUGGCAGCCACCGUGACACCAAGUUAGCCGUUCUAUCGCGAAAUGGUGCUGCUCAUACUCGUACCCUCAGCGACAGUCAAGCUCAUCAGGCAGAUGUUCGUCAAACCGAUCUGGACGUUUCCAGCGAGGAAGUUCUUGAUGAUGGAGCAGAAGAGCACUUAACACAUCCAUCUGCGAAACAAUCAUCGUCACCUCAGCUAGUGCAACAAAAUGCUGAACACAAUUCAUUUAGCUCAAAUUCAGAUGGAGUGUUAACACCUGCGAAGGCGAUGGUAGCUGUUUUUCUUGAACAGGAAAGAAGCUAUCCUCACAUAUCGUCUGGACUUCAUAGUUCGUUUAGAGAACGUACUGGCACUACUGGCAGCGAAUAUUCUUUACCUGAAAGACGAGUAGGCUCGUUACAAUAUAAAAAACGUAUAACUCAUCAAACAUCUACGCUUUCCGAAGAUAUUAAGCACCAAUAUAAUAGCUCUAAUGAAAGCAUUGGCUCUGUACGUUCUAAAUCACAAUCUUCUAAAUCUAAAACAAAGGCAACAAAUAAUAUGCAAUCUGGAUGUACAAACAGUGGUAUUAUACCAGAAGUUACAAGAGAAUUGCGUUUAAUGCAGCAUCCCAUAAACAGCUACAAAUUUGGAGAUGACAGACUAGUUUUGGUUUCUAACAAACGUGUACCGUUCUUAGUAUUUUCUGCUCUUCCAUAUAACAAAGGACAAAGAUCUAGUUGGUCUGAAUUGCGCAAAGAUACAGGAAGAAGAAAAAAUAUUUCUUCACAGCGUCCAUUAUCUGCAAUCAAUGAUAACAUUGAUCCUUUUGGUUUGCUGGGUAUAGAGCGUGCUAAAGACGGCCAGGAAAUAUCUUAUGGACAGUUGCUUGUACCAUCUAGGCAAUUUCAGAAGGACAAAAAAUUACAUUUUAGUGAUAACGAGGCAAUAGAGCUUACACAUGUUAUGCCUAACAAGCAUCCUAUGGUUUCAAGGUGCUUGUCUUAUGAUACAAACACACAUCGUGCUCAACAUUUAACACCUGAAUCCCCUCCAUUGUCUUUUAGUACUGAUUCAAAAGCUUACGACUGGGAUGAUCAAUCGUUGCAAUACAGUCCGAAUUUAUUAGAUGAUCCAGAACUAAUAGCUGGAAAGCAUAGAACACUUCUCACUUUUACAUCAUAUAUGGCAUCAGUUAUCGACUAUGUACGACCAUCUGACUUAAAAAAGGAAUUGAAUGACAAAUUUAAAGAAAAAUUCCCGCACAUUCAACUUACUUUGAGCAAGUUACGAAGUUUGAAGCGAGAGAUGAGGAAAAUAGCGAAAAUGGAAUAUGGUAUUGAUCUAUUGACAGUGGCGAUGGCUUACGUAUAUUUUGAGAAACUUAUUCUUCGAAAUAUCGUCACGAAACAAACACGAAAAUUGUGCGCUGGUGCAUGCUUACUUUUAGCAGCGAAACUGAACGAUGUGAAGGGUGACGUACUUAAAUCAUUAAUAGAGAGAAUUGAAAGUAUAUUUCGUUUGAAUCGCAAGGAUUUGAUAACAUCCGAAUUCGCUGUUUUGGUGGCUUUAGAGUUUGGCUUGCAUCUGCCGACAUGGGAAAUAUUUCCGCAUUAUCAAAGAUUGAUUUACGAGUCUUGAUCUUUUUUUAUGUUUCGUUUACCUAGAUCGAGAACGAUCUCCUCGUGACGCCGAGAUUGUUUGAAUAAUCAUGUAAAGUACAAGGUACAGAUGUUUUUAUACAAAAACGUACAAAGAUGUGAGAGCAAGAGUAAAAAGAAUUUCGGAGAUUAUUAGGUGAAUUCGUUGCUCUUAAACCACGAAAGCAAGGAAGUAAUCAAUAAAAUGGUUACAGACAUUUUGAUAAAUAAGAAUUGUAAGGAUGGGAUGGUAUUCUACAUUUUCCUGUAUGAUUCGAUGAGUUGAUAACUAACUUUCUAUACAUAUAACACUGACAGUUGAAUGAUUUACAAUAAGAAUUACUUCGUUGAUACCCGAGUGCAAAACACACUGUGAAGAAUUGCAAAUAAUGGCAUGUUGUACUUUUGAUAUAUAUUUUAGAAGGUUAAAUUUUUUUUUUUAAAAGUAUUUUCUUCAAUUAUUAAUGUUAAUACCACGGAGUCUUAAUGUACUUGGCGUAAGCAAUAAUACUUUUCUAAAGACACGGUGAUUUUUAAUUACUUACGUGAAAAAUUGAUUUAUGUAGUUUCAAAUAAUUACAACAAAUACGUGGUGAAGACGGACAUUAAAAAAAAAUUUCUACUUGUAUUAUAAAAUCCAUGCUAUUUUAAAACUGUGUUUCAUUUUUAA
This is a messenger RNA of Megalopta genalis, 2696 nucleotides long. Its product is annotated as CDK5 and ABL1 enzyme substrate 2. The record is from RefSeq and is a predicted model, not a curated record. Lineage: Eukaryota; Metazoa; Arthropoda; Insecta; Hymenoptera; Halictidae. Gene Ontology annotation, biological process: regulation of cell cycle.